Messenger RNA from Talaromyces proteolyticus, 1551 nucleotides. RefSeq lists its product as uncharacterized. The record is from RefSeq and is a predicted model, not a curated record. Bases 372 to 1508 code for a protein of 378 amino acids. The transcript is spliced from 2 exons. Lineage: Eukaryota; Fungi; Ascomycota; Eurotiomycetes; Eurotiales; Trichocomaceae.
AACAGAUUUCAAGGCCGAGCAGCUGCGACCUCGAUUAACGCAUGCAGAGACCACUUACUGCUGUUAAUUGGCUCUAUCCUAUGCCUCUGCAGAAAAUAGAACCCACGUUUUCCGCAAGAAGGGGGAGAUGUUGAUGCUACCGUUUGCGGUCGCAUGCUUGUUCAGUGCCGGGCCCGCCGGAUCAUCAUGCAUCACAACUACUUAAGAGGGUAGUUUGCCAGGUCUUCGUUAAUUGUUUCUUCGUCUGUUAUGCACGAUUGCACGUACGCAACUGCAGAGCGACGCUUUCGGUCCUAGGGAAGAAAUGGGAACUCUCUAAAACUCAGUCUAGAGUGAGGCGCGAGGAAUAUAUCAAUAACUCUCUCUUCAUCAUGGGUCAUCCUGGCAAUAUCGAGGCAAACACCAGCCGGACGAGUGCAAGACGCUCGCGGAAGGGGUUACUCUUCAUCCUCUUUGCUGCCCUCUUCAUAUAUGUGGUUGGAGCACUUCUACUCUUUUACACAGAUGUCUCAUACUUCGUGUUGGUGGUGAGCCCAUUUCUAUGGGAUAUCAAGCCAGCACCUUUUCAUGCAUUCUCCGCAAACAAUAUCACAUAUUUUGAGAAGCCAAGCGGUGUGAAAAUCUUCGGGAUUGUGGGAUAUAGAAACCCCAAUCGUACGGGGAUUCUGAACUGCUAUCUGCAGAGAAACCUCGCGCAGAAUGGUGGUUUGUUAGACGAGGUCAUUUUCAUCCCCGAAACAACAGAAGAAAGCCAUCUCCAAUGGCUUGAAACCAUAGCCAAGCAAUCUGAUUCGUACUCUAUCCGCACAUCAGAUGACGUGAUAUAUUCGAGUAACGACUUGUACAUCAAAAUCGACGGAGAUGUGUUAUACAUCGAAGACGACGCGAUCCCGUCUGUAGUAAAUACAAAGAUGGAGCAUCCAGAAUCGCUUAUAGUGUCAGGCAAUAUCAUCCACCAGCCAGCCGUAGCCAAUUUUCAUCUGCGUCCGGGUGUGAUUAACCCGAACUUCAAGGAGACGGGCUUCCAACAAGCAAAGCAGCAUUGGCUUUCGUCGAUUCUUUCAUACUGGCACGAUCCACAUUCGCCCAAAGACCAAACCGAUAUCCAGAUACCUAUCAAGGACAAAUACCAUUUUCCAACACUAGGGAAUAUAUUAGACACUGAACGGUACAACUGGGUAGCUCAACAAGCCCGACAGCAUUACUCGUUCCUCGAGCAUCUGGAACAAGGUACUCUUGAACGAUACAAAUUCCCGGAAUGGAAGAACCCGCGCAAAGACAUCUCAGGCUCCCUUGUUUGCAUCAAGGGCUCUGAUAUGAGGAAAGUAGCUGUCAAAAGACAAACAUCCUCGUGGCUACGCAAGCAUACUGUUAUUGAUGGUAAGAGGGUUGUUUCUCAUUACAGCAACGAAGCUGGACUGCAAGGACUUGACUCGACUGACGUGAUGGAGAGAUAUCAGCGGUAUGCUAAAGAGAAUAUUUGCCCGGAGGUGAUAGGAUUUAUAUAACCAUAUUUAAGAAUGCCCACUACAAUUAAGUAUUAAAUUUAAU